Molecule: messenger RNA, 1185 nt
Organism: Xylona heveae TC161
Lineage: Eukaryota; Fungi; Ascomycota; Xylonomycetes; Xylonales; Xylonaceae
Exons: 2
Coding region: 1-1185 (394 amino acids)
Source: RefSeq, a predicted model, not a curated record
AUGCCCGGGGAAGACUCUUACUACAAGCCACAAACAAGUCGACAGGCCAAGCGUGCAGCAAAGAAAUCGACGAAAAGCAUAUCCGAGGCCGAGCGCCGCAAACUGGUUCGUGCUCAAGAGCUGCAUGAAAGGGCGGAAAGGCUGCGAGAAAAAGAAAGACGCCGGCAGGUAAACGCUCAGAAGCGGAAAGAAAAAGAGCAGCGCGAUCGAGAGACUCGAAAACGUACAGGUGUCGUCGACCAGAAUGCGUCCAAGUUUCCAUCCUCGCAGCAAAGCCUGGCAAAGUUUUGGGGUCCUAUGGGAGCCGCUCAGAAGGAAGUUGACGUGGAUGAUGAAAAUAAGGAAAAUAUAUUAGAUGCGAUGGAGAAUUUGGACGACCAAGAUUCAGCGUGUGCAGAUGUGGAAGAACAAUCCGAUGGUGAAACCAGCGAGGAGGGCACCAGCUGUCUUUUGAAAGGCGACAAUUCGAGUGAUACGGCGGUUAGCAAAGACGCGGAGGCCGAUCAUAACGAGAAGCAUGUCCGUGGAGAAAGACAGCCUCUAGCAGAAGUCAGCGCUGCUGCAGUGUCUCAAACUGACCGGCCCAUCGACAAGUCGUCUCAAUCUUCAGAUGAUCGAUCGAAGUGUGGCAGAGACACGAAACAACAAGAGACGCCUCACUUGUCAGACGAUUUUAUAUUUUAUGAUCUCGAAGACUUCUUUGUUAGCGGAACCCAGCUUCAGCAGGAACUAGCCAAAGCUUCUCCGCCGACACCUCGACAUCAGGUGCAGCGAAGCCCGUCGGCUUGCAUUGAGAAGAAUGCUUCGAUGCCACCACCGCCCGUGCCCUCCACAAGACAACCAGAAACAGCCAUCCCGGCCUUGAUUUCCUCGCAGGAUCUCGAAUUUUCAGAGGAGGAUUUGCAAGAGCUUUUCAGCACUGAGAAAAUAGAUUCGGGUAAUUCCAAUGAUUCCGCAUCGAAACGUGAGACAACAACUGCAAAGGAAUCGAAGACGGAAGGUUCAAAUUUAAAUACGACCCCACAAGAGCCAAAAGAAUUGCCUAAAGCGCCCUCGGCACCCAGCAUGCCUGUUUCGGAAUCUCAAGCAAAUCAAGCGACUGAGACUUCUUCUUCUUCGCUCCUCUUCUACACGGCCGAAGAUUUUGAAUUUUCAUCACAAGAGCUCCGCGACUUACUUUCCUGA